GAUUUAUGCUAGCACGUACUAGCGUAAAUUCUAGCGCGAGAUAUGGAUAUCAUGGAAUUAGCGAAGAGUGGAAACAGCAACUUGGCCUAUCGAGGUCUGAGUUCCGAAAUUGAUUUCGACGUGAUACCGAGUCCCGAGAGUCUCUUCACCCUGGAAGAACUAAUCGGCGAGGGUACCUACGGUGAAGUGUACGCUGCUCGCGAUCAAGCAAAAAAUACCCGUGUGGCAAUUAAAAUUCUCGAGAAUAUCGCUGACAACAUCGAGGAGAUCGAGGAGGAGUACCUGAUCCUUCGGGAUUUGAGCCCCCACCCGAAUAUCCCCCUCUUCUACGGUUUAUUCAUGAACAGAGGAAGUGUUGGACAGGAUGAGGAUCAACUGUGGUUCGCUAUGGAGCUCUGCACAGGCGGUGCUGUUACGGAUUUGGUCCAAGGGCUGAAGAAGCGAGGAAGCCGUUUGACUGAUAAUCAAAUAGCUUACAUAAUCCGAGAAACCGUCGAGGCGCUCGUCUAUUUGCACACCAAUCACUGCAUGCACAGGGACGUUAAAGGACACAAUAUUCUCCUCACUGAGGAGGCCAAUAUUAAAUUGGUGGAUUUUGGCGUUUCGUCGCACAUGGCUAUGACACUUGCUCGAAAAAAUACGUCUGUGGGAACUCCCUAUUGGAUGGCACCAGAGGUAAUAGCAUGUGAACAACAACUGGACUCCUCCUACGACUGUCGCUGUGACGUGUGGUCAGUGGGAAUAACAACAAUUGAAUUAGCCGAGGGUGAUCCACCCCUUGCCGAGCUCCACCCGAUGCGUGCACUAUUUCAAAUACCCCGAAAUCCACCCCCUAAACUCAAAAAUCCCGAGCUCCAUCUACCAGAAAUGUCGGACUUCAUUGGCGAGUGCCUCGUCAAAGAUCUUGAGCAUCGACCCUUUGCGAGUGAGCUUCAAGAGCAUCCACUCCUGAAGUCUGUUGAUUGUUUUCACGAGCAAGUGAGGGAUGAACUACAAAGGGAAAUUCAGAGGCAGAGGAACGAGGGUAGGGUGCACAGACAACCGGAAAUAACAACCAAGCAUGGAAAAUUGAAGUGCGAUAGGAAGAUUGCGGCCAAGAAAAUUUAUUUCGAUGACCUUGCUGCACUUGAUGCCCUAUCUGAGGACAGUAUUGUUGAACAGCUGGAGCACAGAUACUCGGAGGGACAAAUAUAUACGUAUAUAGGAGACAUUCUGGUGGCAGUUAACCCCUUCACCAAUCUGGGCCUCUACACCGGAAUUGAACAGCGCCGAUACAAAGGUCAAGCACGAUCAGACAAUCCACCCCACAUAUUCGCAGUGGCUGACGCUGCAUAUCAAGCACUACUCCAUCAACGUCAGAACCAAGCCAUCAUCAUAAGUGGUGAAUCUGGUGCUGGUAAAACUGAGAGUGCAAAUUUAUUACUUAAACAAUUGGUUUACUUGAGCAAAGCACCAAACAGAAAUCUUGAGGAGCAGAUACUGCAGAUUAAUCCUAUAAUGGAGGCAUUUGGCAAUGCCACAACUGGUAUCAAUGCCAACUCAUCGAGAUUUGGAAAGUACUUGGAUUUAACCAUGACCAGGGGUGGUAAAGUCACUGGGGCUAGAAUUGCUGUUUAUCUUUUGGAGCAGUCGAGGGUUGUUGCACAAGCGGCAGGCGAGCGAAAUUUCCACAUAUUCUAUUACAUGUACGACGGUCUGGAGGCGGACAACCGUUUGGAAGAGUUCCACCUGGACUAUUUACUCCGUAAUAAUCACAGAUAUUUAACCGAUAACAGCUGUGCGAGCAAAGCUCACAUCGAUAAAUUCUACGAAAUAAAGAAUGGCUUCAAAGUACUGGGAUUUCGGGAUGCCGAGGUGGACACUGUCUACGCGGUUCUAGCGGCUAUUUUACAUCUCGGGGAUAUUGAGUUUGAAGAAGCUGCUGGGGAAGAUAACACGGAUAAUAAGAGUGUUGUCGUGAAUAAGGAUCCAUUGAAUCGAGUCUCUCAUCUUCUGGGAAUUGAGAGAACAGAUUUAUUGGAAGCAUUGACAUCAAAUUCAGUAGUAACGAGAGGUGAAACAAUUACACGUAAUAACACAGUGGAAGAGUCAUGUGCAGCGCGUGAUGCAAUGGCAAAAGGAUUGUACGGUCGUUUGUUCGAUUGGAUGGUCAAUCAGAUAAAUUGCCUGCUGAGUUUUAAUAGAUCACCGAAAUACGAGCCACUGGCCAUCGGUCUUCUGGAUAUAUUUGGUUUUGAAAAUUUUCCGAGAAAUUCUUUUGAACAAUUGUGCAUAAAUAUCGCCAAUGAGCAGAUACAGUAUUACUUCAAUCAGCAUAUAUUCACGUGGGAGCAGCAGGAGUACAUGGCAGAGGGAAUACCCGUUGAUCUCGUUGAAUUCUCGGAUAAUAGACCUGUACUGGAUAUGUUACUCAGCAAACCAAUGGGCUUGUUAGCGCUAUUGGAUGAGGAGAGCCGAUUUCCGAGGGCUAAUGAUCGAUCAUUAAUUGAAAAAUUCCACAGCAACAUAAAAUCGAAAUUUUACGUUCGCCCCAAGUCGGAUGCCGCCUGUUUUGCAAUCCAUCACUUUGCUGGUCGUGUUGUGUACCAGGCAGACGGUUUUCUGGAGAAAAAUCGCAACUUUUUACCCCCCGAAGUGAUUCAACUAGUCCGACAAUCGCAAUCUGAUAUGGUUAGAUUUUUAUUCCAAUGCCCAAUCACCAAGACCGGUAAUUUGUAUUCAGCGCUACGUGAUACGGGUUCACGUAAUUCAACGCAUUCCAAUCAUGAUACAAAGGAGAAAUAUUCGAGCCGAGGAUUGGCGUCACAGUCGAGGGCCCAACAGACUGUCGCGACUUAUUUCAGGUACUCGCUGAUGGAUCUACUACAGAAGAUGGUCACGGGUUGCCCUCAGUUCGUCAGGUGCAUCAAACCAAAUGAAACAACGAGUCCUAGGUAUUUCGAUAAGGAGAAGGUUGUUAAGCAGUUGAGGUACACUGGAGUCCUGGAGACUAUUAGGAUCAGGCAGAAUGGUUUCUCACAUCGGAUUCCCUUCAAUGACUUUUUGAAGAGAUACUGUUUCCUAGCCUUCGGCUACGACGAGAAAGUGGUAGCCAACAGUGACAACUGUCGUCUCCUCCUGAUCCGCCUGAAAAUGGACGGUUGGGCCCUCGGAAAGACCAAAGUCUUUCUGAAAUACUAUCACGUAGAGUUCCUCUCAAAAAUGUACGAAGAGCAAAUAAGAAAAAUUGUCAUGGUUCAGGCCUCGGUGAGGCGUUGGUUGGCAAAAAUAUAUUACAAAAAACAGAAGUGGCAGUUGGCUUGCUCGGUGGUAACCCUCCAACGGCAUAUUCGCGGCUGGCUGUCGAGGAAGAGGAUUAAUCCUAAAGUAUUGCAUCGAAGCCUGUCGACGCUACCGUCUCCCUUGGAAGACAUCCAAGCGGAAGAAAAGCUGAACGAAAUUCUCCGUAGCAGAAAAAUGUCCCAGGAUGCUCUAGCUGACCAAAUAGCAAAACUCUCGGCGAGUGUCGAUAAAGGCGAUAUCAAUGAGGAUGACGCAGCUGUAAUCAUCCAAAGCUUCUUCCGUGGCUACACCAUCAGAAAGCGUUUCGGCUACCAAUUGGAGGAACGCUUCAAGGAAAUCCUGAAUAAAUACAAUUGCAAACAGGAGGCACGAGAGGCGCUGAUUCGAGAGGGAGUGAGGAAUGAGGACGCAAUAUUUAUCGUCCACAGAUGGUACAAGAGGGAGGUCCGAGUGAAAAAACCGAGUAAUGAACCCCACCCGAAGCUUCGACAGGCCGAUCUCAUUCAAUUUUCACAAGAUGUACACAUGAAAAAUCAGGAGGUACACAAAUAUCUCAGGAGGAAUAAGCCGGGUAUCAGAUUGAACGAGAUUGAUGCACCCCCCGAGGAUUACCAACGACCCGAGGGAUUCAAAAUGGUUCAGGCUGUCAUGAAUUAUCGAAGUGGCAAUCAAAUGGAGGUUGAUGAGACGGUGAAGUAUUACAGAGACUUAAAGGAAGAAAUGAGUAGUGGUUCGGAAUUCGAAGAAGACGAAGUUGGCUGGGACUUGCCGCUGAUACAGCUGGAAAAUGACCUUCAUCCGUCAACGAGUCGCAACGAUCAGGGCCAUGUUCUAGAGGUGAGCUCAGAGAGGCAGGACAGGCUCAUUGCCCAAGGCGACUACGUUUUAGCACCGGAACAUCAACUAUCCGAUAUUUGGCACAAAGCCUUGAGACAGCCAGACUCAAAACCCGGAAGAGAACAAUCGGAAAAGGCACGAAGAGGAAUCAUGGCGAACUUUCAGUACAACGAUUAAUGGAGUGUUCCCCCCUGGCAUGCAGAACAUCCAAGAGUAUCGAUCAAACCCCCAUGACUCUCCGUAUUUCCACUCUACAGUUGAUGUACGGAUCCCACCAGAGCCUGGAAACAUCAGUCUAACUAACAAGAAUUUAAUCAAAACUAGUCUGAGCAUGUAUACACUUUUAUUUAGUUUCGUAAUAGUUAAUAGUGUUACUAAAGACACGAUUCUCAUUGUUUCAACACCAUCUAUGUAUGUCUUUGAAAAAAAAAAACAUUAAAAAGGAAGUUUAUUUGAAACAGCAAA
Messenger RNA from Diachasma alloeum, 4584 nucleotides. RefSeq names its product myosin-IIIb. Gene Ontology annotation, biological process: protein phosphorylation. NCBI's taxonomy places the organism in Eukaryota, Metazoa, Arthropoda, Insecta, Hymenoptera, Braconidae. The record is from RefSeq and is a predicted model, not a curated record. The transcript is spliced from 17 exons. Bases 43 to 4296 code for a protein of 1417 amino acids. Gene Ontology annotation, cellular component: myosin complex. Gene Ontology annotation, molecular function: ATP binding; cytoskeletal motor activity; protein binding.